This is a messenger RNA of Rotaria socialis, 1326 nucleotides long. Lineage: Eukaryota; Metazoa; Rotifera; Eurotatoria; Philodinida; Philodinidae. The record is from the annotation of a GenBank genome assembly.
AUGGAACUACCACCAUCUUUAUCAGCUAGAAAUAAAAAGUCAUUUGCAUAUAUAACAGUGAAAGAUCGUCUUCCAUCAAUUGUUACACGUAUUGUGGAUUUUCUUGCAAGAAAUCGUGGAAACUAUGCUAAAGAAUAUGGUGAUGAAGCAGAGAAUGAAUGUAAAUCUUGUAUUGCCGCGAUGGAUAAAUUACGAUAUGAAAUUGGUCGAGAUAAACCUAUUCUAUUAUUAACUGAUAAUCAUACUGAUGAUGUUCAUCUAUGGAAUGAAUGCCUUCAAAAAGAACUUGAUCGAGGCAAGCCUUUAGAAUUGAAAAGUUCCAGUUGGCUUCUUAAUGAAUGUUACAUGUACCGAAAAAUUGCUGAAGCAUUUUUUCUAACAAAGCAUUUACAACAUAUUGAUCCAUUUAUUGAAAUGAAACAAUAUAAUUUUAUUUUGUCGUCAAAAGCUACCGAUGUUAUUCUCGCUCAAUUGAAUACAGAUAUUGAUCCAACCAUCAAUCUUCUCAAUCAUAAAGCAACAAUCGAACAACAAUUUUACAAUUAUAUGGAAAUUAGUCUCUGGGGCAACGCAUGCGAUCUGUCAUUAUCUGGCGGUGCUGAUUGUUCCCAAGAACAUGAUCCAUUUCAUCAAAUCAGUGAACUCAAAUCCCAUAUAUUAAUUAAUAAUCAAUCAUCAGUUUUUAAUUAUCUCUAUGAUCAGCAAGCAUAUUUAUUAAAUUUUGAUGUUUAUAUUGAUUUCAUUCUUGAUAAUGCUGGCUUUGAACUUAUCACUGAUUUAUGUUUUGCUGAUUUUCUUAUCUCGAAACGUUUGUGUUCACGUAUAACACUAUACUUAAAAUGUUUACCAUGGUUUGUAUCUGAUGCAACGAAAACCGACUUUCAAUGGCUCUUAGACGAAUUAAAUAAAUCGUCAUCAAAUCCAGUGUGGCAAAUCGCUGGAAAACGAUGGGAAGAAUAUAUUCGAAAUGGUCAAUGGAUUAUUCAAACGCAUCGUUUUUUUACUUUACCCUAUGAUUAUUCAUCUAUGCAACGAAUUUCACCGGAACUUUACUCGGCAAUGUCAGAAUCGAAAUUACUCAUAUUUAAAGGUGAUCUUAAUUAUAGAAAGUUAGUUGGCGAUCUUCAAUGGCCAUUGAAUGAAACGUUUGAAACUGCAUUACGUGGUUUUCAACCAACUUCAUUCGUGGUUUUACGCACAUGUAAAGCUGAUGUACAAGUCGAAAUCGAUGAAAAAAUAGCAAAACAAGUAGCAAAACUUGAUCCAAAUUGGAUGGUAAAUGGAAAAUGGGCAGUUAUACAAACAUUUUUCAAAACGACUAACUGA